AUGAAGUGGCAUGAGAUCUAUGAUGUUUAUAUGAAAGUUUCCGAAAAAUCAAUUCAUCUGAAAGAAAUUAAAGAAUUAUUUUAUCCCAACAAGGAUACUAAAAACAAAAUCCCUUUCACUAUUUUGGUAAUCGGACGUCCCGGAAUUGGAAAAACUGUUCUGACCAGAAAAAUCGUGCGAGAUUGGGCAAAAGGAGAUGAUGAAAUUUAUCACAAUAAAAUCGCAUUUUAUUUCAAAUUCAGAUGGUUCAAUCUUGCCCAAAAACAACAUGUAACACUUAAGAAAUUUCUUCAGAUUGGAACAGAACUGCUGAAUAAAGAUGAAUUUGAAAGUAUUUUUAAAGAAAUUUGGAAAAAUCCACGAGUGGCUACUUUCGUUUUUGACGGUUUAGAUGAAUUUCAUGCAAGCCAUGGAAGUUUUCAGAUAAUUCUAGAUCAGUCAAGAAUGUUUCCCAAUGAUGAUGUUUCUUGUUCCAUGUCUGCAAUGUUUCUUUUCGUCAAAAUCUUGGUUGGCGACAUGUUACCAGGGGCAACAGUCUUGGUGACCAGCAGGCCAAUUGUGAAUGAUGUUUUGUGCAAAAUGAAAUUUGACAGAACUGUUGAAAUAGUUGGGUUCACAUCAGAUAAAAUUGAACAGUAUGUUAAACAGUUUUGUGCUAAUCAUAACAGGUGCGAUCUAGAAGCAACGCUAUUGAGUCAUAUCAAAUCAUCAUCUGAACUGAUGAAUUUAUGCUACAUUCCAGUGAAUUGUUUUAUUGUGUGCGUCUCUCUGUUCGAAUGUCUCGUUGUGUCAGAGGGUGAUAUUGGUGAUCUACCAACCACUUUGACGGAACUGUACGAGUCAGCUUUAGUCUACUUCAAUAAGCAUCACGACCGAAAUGAGAGCAAAGAAGUUGUUUUAAAGAAACUUCAACUGUUGGCUUUCAAUGGUAUGAAAAACGAUGAACUGAUUUUCAAUGGAGAGCUAGUCGAUGAGAAAAUGAAAGCGUCAGGAUUACUAAACUCUUUACCUAAUCCAAUUUUUCAAAUUCAAAUACAGGUUUGCUUUAUGCAUUUAACUAUACAAGAAUUUCUCGCAGCAAAGCAUAUAAUGGAAACAAAAACACCUGAAGAAGUAAAAGAAUUUAUAUCUUCGCAUAUCAAACAUGGCAGAUGGCAUCUCGUGCUUCAGUUUCUGGCUGGAUUAUUGGGAGUGAAAAUGAGAACGUCUGAUGAUUCUCGUGAAUAUAGAAGCUGUGUGUUGUCGUUCAAGGAAUAUCUUGCAAUUCAAGGCACUAAGUGCGAAAUUCGACCAAAUCAUAUUUUGGUGAUGAAAUGUUUGAGAGAAGCACAGGAUGAAGAUGUUAAUAAAGAAAUUGCUGCAAACUCUGGUUUGAAAGAUGCAACGGAGAUAUUUUGUGAUGCUGCUGAUGUACGACUUCUUUCCCUAAGCGAUGUGGCAGCAAUGGUGUUCGUUUGCAAACAGUUGAACUUUUUAAAUCAUUUAUACAUUAAUGGCGCACCUAGUGAUUGUUCAAUGGAAGCUCUUAAAUUGCUAAAUGAAAGAUGCAUAAAAUCACUGUCCAUGAACGAUUGUCAUCUUGGCGAGAUGGAUUGGAAGCGUUGUCCGGCGCUAUUGCAAUCUGAAUGUCAGCUGAAGCACAGUCAUUCUAAGCUUACCAAGCUCUGUUGGCCAAAAAACAAUAUUAGUGAUGCCGGAGUGGCGUAUCUAAAUGAGUUUCUCAAAAAUAGGCAUAAAGUCGGUUUGGUGGAAUUAGAUCUGUCGUUAAAUGAUAUUACUUCGUGUGGAAUUUUGACACUUGUGGAAUGUCUCAGCAGCAAAGUUUGUAACCAGCUUACAAAACUUGAUCUUGGCGGCAAUCCUCACAUACGUGAUGAAGGCGUUCGUAUUCUUUGUAACGUAAUUCGAGAAAGGCAGUUGAAACUUGAGAAGCUGAAUCUAUUCGGAUGUUCUUUAACCAAUGAAAGCAUACCAUGCCUGGUAAAAUGUGGACUAAAGGACUUGACACUUAGCAAUAAUAAGAUAGGAGAUGAAGGUAUGCGGAUCUUGUGCAGUGUUCUUGAACAAGGAACAUUUCCUCUCACCAGAUUGAACGUUUCCUUUUGUUCGUUAACAGACGAAUGCAUGCCGAGCUUGUGCCAGGCUCUCGGAGAUGAACGAUGUAAGCUCACUAAGUUGUAUGUAAGCGACAAUGGAAUCACAGAUAAACAUUUAUCAUUACUCUCAGACACUCUGAAACUUCAGAAUUGUUGUCUUGAAUAUUUAUAUAUUGAAGGUGUUAUUACUAAAGCGGGUGAAAAGAUCCUUAAUGAAACCAUGCAAUCUGAUAUCUGCGUAGUACGAGCUUUAAAAAUUAUCUGUAUCACACCUUUGCAAUAAAUAUUUUGAACAAUUGAACCUUAAUCCUCAACUUUUCGAAUUUACAUUUCAUCGGAGAUCAUAACUUAGGUUGAGCCUCAAAGAAAUUGUAGAUAAUUAUAUUAU
Messenger RNA from Dendronephthya gigantea, 2484 nucleotides. Its product is annotated as NACHT, LRR and PYD domains-containing protein 3-like. The record is from RefSeq and is a predicted model, not a curated record. The transcript has a single exon. The coding region runs from base 1 to 2379 and encodes 792 amino acids. Gene Ontology annotation, molecular function: protein binding. Lineage: Eukaryota; Metazoa; Cnidaria; Anthozoa; Malacalcyonacea; Nephtheidae.